Molecule: messenger RNA, 2230 nt
Organism: Osmia lignaria (orchard mason bee)
Lineage: Eukaryota; Metazoa; Arthropoda; Insecta; Hymenoptera; Megachilidae
Gene: PIG-A
Product: phosphatidylinositol glycan anchor biosynthesis class A
Biological process (GO): GPI anchor biosynthetic process
Cellular component (GO): glycosylphosphatidylinositol-N-acetylglucosaminyltransferase (GPI-GnT) complex
Molecular function (GO): phosphatidylinositol N-acetylglucosaminyltransferase activity
Source: RefSeq, a predicted model, not a curated record
AUUUUCUCGUCAAACGAAUAUCGAUCUUCGAGAAUGGAAAUCUCGAAAUUCAUUGAUUCUAGUAAAAAGUCGAAUCGAAUAUAAGUGCCUGAAUUCGAUUUAAAUGCGGUAUAUGUUAGCCCCACCUUCAAAACCUAUGGCAUGGCCAAAGAUGCGUUUUUUUCAGUAAUAUGUUGUAAAAAAUUGACUGACAUUGAACGAGUAAUUAAAAAUAUGAAAAGAGAUAAAAAUAAUUGUUUAACAAUUGUUCAUCAAUAUUUUUCGACAUACGAAUUAUUCAAUAAAUUGUCAACAUGAUGAGCAUUCUGUCAAAUAUUCAUUCAAAUGAUCAUCAACACCUAAAAACUUUCCAAAUUUUCGGAUAUAUUGAAUAAAUAGCAUCGCUUAUCUUAAUCUAUGAGUCAUCUACAAUGUAGGUGUAACAAUGAGUACCUUAAAACAUAAAAUAUGUAUGGUCUCUGAUUUCUUUUAUCCUAACAUGGGUGGUGUGGAAGAACAUAUUUUUAAUUUAUCCCAAUGUUUAUUGGGAUUUGGACACAAGGUUGUCGUGCUUACCCACUCGUACGGUGAUAGAAUUGGAGUACGUUACAUGACAAAUGGCCUGAAAGUAUAUUAUAUACCGGUAAAGGUAUUUUAUAAUCAGUGUGUUCUACCAACAAUGAUUUGUUCAAUUCCUCUUAUUAGAUAUAUCUUUAUAAGGGAAGAAAUUCAGAUAGUACACGGCCAUUCUGCAUUCUCUGCUCUUGCUCAUGAGGGAAUGUUAAUUGGUCGAUUAAUGGGACUGAAAACUACUUUCACAGAUCAUUCACUUUUUGGUUUCGCUGAUGCAUCUGCUAUCUUAACAAAUAAAUUCCUAGAAAUAUCAUUAUCUGAUUGCAAUCAUUGUAUAUGCGUAUCCCAUACUGGAAAAGAGAACACUGUAUUAAGAGCAAACGUUCUGAAAGAGAAGGUUUCUGUUAUUCCAAACGCAGUAGAUACCACCUUAUUCAUGCCUGAUAUUGCUAAACGAGAUGAUAAUUUUAUUACGAUAGUCAUAGUAUCCCGCUUAGUAUAUCGAAAAGGUGUGGACUUAUUAGCUCGCAUUAUACCCGAUAUUUGUAGUCGAUACGACAACGUACAAUUUCUAAUUGCUGGAGAUGGUCCUAAGAGAUGGCUGAUAGAAGAGGUGCGAGAAAGAAACUUGUUACAGCAUAGAGUUACGUUACUUGGGAGUUUGGAACAUUCUCAAGUCAGACAUGUCUUGAAUAAAGGGCAUAUAUUCCUCAACACAAGUUUAACCGAAGCUUACUGCAUGGCAAUUGUUGAAGCAGCUGCAUGCGGUUUACAAGUUGUUUCAACAAAAGUUGGUGGUAUACCCGAAGUCCUGCCUGAAGAUUUAAUUUAUUUAGUAGAACCUACAGUGCAGGCCCUUAUCGAAGGAUUGGAAUUUGCAAUAAAAGAUUACAGAGAAGGCAAUACUAAAUGUCCAUUUGAAAUGAAUAAAAGAAUAAGUUUAUUUUAUAAUUGGUUUAAUAUCACCAAAAGAACCGAGAUAGUCUAUGAUCUGGUAAAGAAAGAAAGUAAAAUGAAUUUAGGUGAACAAUUAGCUAAUUAUGUUCGAAGUGGUGUAUUAGCAUACCUGCUGGUGGUAUCUUUGUGCUAUAUUAUUUUACAAAUUUUAGAAAUUGUUGUUCCAAGAAAGUACAUUGAUAUUGCGAAAGAUUACAUCGAGAUCAACGUUAUACAGUCUCAGGGAGAACGAAAAGAAGAUUAGUAUUUUAUUUAUUUUAUACGAUAUACAAUGAAAUUUGAACUGAAAUUUCGUUUUACUGAUAUGUAUUUUAUAUGCCGAAACAUUCCUAUCAGUGUCACAAAGAACAGUUUAAUGUUCAUUAAUAUAAUUAUCAUUUGUUUGAUAAAACAUUUUAAUACUGUAUAAAGAUUGUAUGUAUAAAAAAGUGAAAUACACCGUCGAAAGUACAAAUAUAAUUGUUAAUAAAAAUUAAAUCGUCCAAAACAGUUUUAUUAUUCUCUUCCUACUUUCAUAAGUAAUAGCGUUAAUAAAUAGCAUUUCCUUUACAUUAUUUGUAAAAAUAAUUUCAUGGGGUACUUAUGUUAUUUCUUCCAUCAUAAUAAAUAUUUAAUGAAUUGAUAUAUAUACCUGUGCCUAUAAGUUCAGUUCGCAUUUCGUUUUUUAUCAUGUCCAAGCUACAAUUUUUAUUCAAUUGAUUAAGUUUUGCAAAAAUAAAUU